Rotaria sordida is the source of this 1251-nucleotide messenger RNA. The record is from the annotation of a GenBank genome assembly. NCBI's taxonomy places the organism in Eukaryota, Metazoa, Rotifera, Eurotatoria, Philodinida, Philodinidae.
AUGACAAAUAAUUAUGAAUAUAUGAAUGAGUCAUCCAUCGAUAUUAGUCUUAAAUGUGUUAUCUGCUCCGAUCCUUACGUAAAUCCUUGUUCGACACCGUGUGAUCAUACUUUUUGCCGAUCAUGCAUUAUAAAAUGGAUCGAAGAAAAUGAUCGAUGUCCUGCAUGUAGAAAAAAACCAAUAACAAUACAAAGUUUGAGAGCAACGGAUCGUAUCGUCUUUGAUAUAGUUGAUCGUCUUCUUGUUCGAUGUAGAGCUUGUCGACAAUCGAACAUUCAGCGAGGCAAUUAUGAUGAACAUUAUAAUAAAUAUUGUUCAAACACAUUUGUCUCUUGCUCAGCUGCAGAUCUCAAAUGUUCUUGGCAAGGACCACGAGAUAAACUCCAAGACCAUUUAACUGUAUGUCAUUAUGAAAUGAUGCGACCACUUCUUGGAAACUUGGUAAACACGGUGAAUACUCUCAAUGAAAAAGUCCAACAAUAUGAAAAUCAAAGCAAAGAACAUGAAAAUCGUAUCAAUUCACUUGAAAGCGAGAAUGCUCGUCUAAAAGAUGAAGUUAAUUUAUUGAAAGGAUUCUGUACAAAGCAAAAUCCUAAUGUUGAUCAUAAUCCUCGUCUUGAAGAAAUACUUUCUCGAUGUCAUUCUUAUUCCACUGUAAUGCUCAAUGAUUUACGAUUAGAUAAUUUUGAUAUACCUUAUAUUAUUCGUAAAGUAUUAAUCGUCAAACAGUGUUCCGUAUUAAAUUUGAGUAAUAACUUAAUUGAGGUGACCGGAUUCGAACUAUUAGCUAAUGCAUUACGAUCGAAUGUUACACUUAAAAGACUUUCUCUUAAGGGUAAUCGAGCUCAACUCAAAGGUGUAGAAUAUUUAGCGACAGCCUUAAUAACCAAUAGCACACUUGAAGUGCUUGAACUGGAGACAAAUAGUAUACCUGAUACGGCUGCUUACUCAUUGGCUGACAUGCUCCGUCGUAAUCAUACAUUAAAAGAUCUUUUUCUCGGUUAUAAUGACAUCGAAAGCCGCGGAAUGGAAAUAAUGGCAAAUGCUCUUGAUCAUAAAUCUACACUUGAAAUACUUAGUUUGGCUGGAAAUAAAUUAAAUGAUAAAUGUAUUGAUGCUCUUCACAGAAUGAUUAAUAUUAAUCAAAAAUUACAACGACUUUAUUUACAUGAAAAUGGACUUUCGUUGGAAGGCAAAACACGAUUAUUGCAUAUUGUUAAUGCUAAGAAAGGUUUUACACUGAAUAUUUGA